Manis javanica (Malayan pangolin) is the source of this 1254-nucleotide messenger RNA. RefSeq names its product actin like 7B (gene ACTL7B). Lineage: Eukaryota; Metazoa; Chordata; Mammalia; Pholidota; Manidae. The record is from RefSeq and is a predicted model, not a curated record.
AUGGGGAUGAGGGAUAAUCUGAGCCCUGUGCCCAUGAGCAUGACGCAGGAUGACCCUGGAGAGUCAGGAACAUUGCCAGGUCCUAAUGCUGGCAUUCAGGACACAGGAUCAGCUGCUCAGCUGAAGCUGAAGCCCAGGAAGGUGUGCAAGAUCAAGGCCCUUGUCAUCGAUCUGGGCUCCCAGUACUGUAAGUGUGGCUAUGCUGGAGAGCCGAGGCCCACCUACUUCGUCUCCUCCACUGUGGGCAAGUGCUGCUCUGAGGCAGCUGACGCUCGUGGCACCUGCAGGGAGACCUACGUGGGCCACGAGCUGUUCCACGUGGAGGCGCCUCUGAAGCUGAUUAACCCACUACAGCACGGCAUCGUGGUGGACUGGGACUGUGUCCAGAACAUCUGGGAGUACAUCUUCCACACGGCCAUGAAGAUCCUUCCUGAGGAGCAUGCUGUGCUGGUCUCCGACCCCCCACUCAGCCCCAGCAGCAACCGGGAGAAGUAUGCGGAGCUCAUAUUUGAGACCUUUGGCAUCCCUGCCAUGCAUGUGACAUCCCAGUCGCUGCUCUCUGUCUACUCCUAUGGCAAGACCUCAGGGCUGGUGGUGGAGAGCGGGCACGGAGUCUCACACGUCAUGCCCAUCUCGAAGGGCGACGUGCUGCCAGGCCUGACCAGCCGCGCCGACUAUGCCGGGUGCGACCUCACCAACUACCUGCUGCAGCUGCUCAACGAGGCCGGCCACAAGUUCACAGACGAUCACCUACACAUCGUUGAGCACAUCAAGAAGAAGUGCUGCUACUCGGCGCUCAUGCCAGAGGAGGAGCGCGGCCUAGCCGUGGAGGAGCUGCGUGUGGACUACGAGCUGCCACAUGGCAAGCUCAUCACCAUCAGCCAGGAGCGCUUCCAGUGCGCCGAGAUGCUCUUCAAACCCACCCUGGUGGGCAGCAGCCAGCCCGGCCUCCCCGCGUUCACAGCUGCCUGCCUGGACCGCUGCCAGGAGGCGGGCUUCGAGGAGGAGAUGGCUGCCAACAUGCUGCUCUGUGGUGGCUGCACCAUGCUGGACGGCUUCCCCGAGCGCUCCCAGAGGGAGCUGAGCCUCCUCUGCCCCGGGGACAGCCCUGCAGUGGUGGCUGUGCCUGAGAGGAAGACCUCCGUGUGGACCGGCGGCUCCAUCCUGGCCUCACUGCAGGCCUUCCAGCAGCUCUGGGUCAGCAGGGAGGAGUUUGAGGAGCGGGGCAGCGCAGCCAUCUACAGCAAGUGCUGA